Molecule: messenger RNA, 1443 nt
Organism: Micropterus dolomieu (smallmouth bass)
Lineage: Eukaryota; Metazoa; Chordata; Actinopteri; Centrarchiformes; Centrarchidae
Exons: 7
Coding region: 628-1230 (200 amino acids)
Source: RefSeq, a predicted model, not a curated record
AAUUCGCUGUAACUCCUGUUCCAACUUUCAACUGACUGACGGUGAUAAACAGUCCGUUAAUCUCCGCGGUAGACCUGCUAAUCUGCCCGAUUUAACGGCAACAGCCUUCCAACAAAGCACCGAAACUGCCCUGUGACGGUCCGUGGUUUAUUCCGGUCUUUAAAAGUACCUGGAUAAAGUCCGUAAAGUACGUUACAACGAGCUAACGUUAGCUUUAACGGUUACGUUAGUUAGCUAUCUGGUUAGCCGCUAAUUUAAACCUCGACCGGGAACCUGAAGAUUAUGAAAUCCAGCCGGGCGGGGACUCUAGUUUCAGCCGACCGCCCAGCAGCGCUAACGGGAAGUGUGAGGGGUGUUUCCAGCUGAUCUGCACAACAGAAGGACCAGAGUCUCACCCUCAGCAGCCCGACCUCCCUGCACCUUCUCCGGGCACCACAGCAGAGCGGACCGGCCGCCGGCAGGUCUGCACCCCCACAGGACGGACCUGAUUCGGGAUUAAUAUCUGGUGUCCCCCCCCACCCCACCUUCCUGUCUCCGCGCCUGCGCUCCUCUUAGCCGCCUGUUAGCUACCGUGAACCGGUGCCGUCGCUAGCUGCUAGCCCGGACUGUCAUGAUCCCAGCUCGGAGAUGGCGUCCUUCCCCGGUUUGUGUAAGGCUGUCGGGCCCGCGGAGGAGGAGAACGGAGAGCUGGACGGGUCCCUGCAGCAGAUGCUGAAGGCCAUCGCCGACGAGAGGAACCGACUGAACAUCCGCCAGGAGAUCAGCGGACUCGGCUGCUUUAAGGAUGACCGCAUCGUGUUUUGGACGUGGAUGUUCUCCACGUAUUUCAUGGAGAAGAGGGCUCCUCAACAGGACGACAUGCUGUUCUACGUCCGCAGGAAGCUCGCCUACGUCAGCGCAGAAAACACCGAGGGCAAAAAGGUGGAGGUGGAGGUCUACAGGAGAGACUCCAAGAAGCUGCCGGGCCUCGGAGACCCGGACAUCGACUGGGAGGAGAGCGUCUACCUGAACCUCAUCCUGCAGAAGCUGGACUACGUGGUGACGUGUGCCGUGUGCACGCGCUCAGACGCAGGAGAUAUCCACAUCCACAAGAAGAAAUGUCAGGAAGUGUUUGCGUCUCCCAGCAAACACGCCAUGGACAGCAAAGGAGAGGAGUCCAAGAUGAGCUACCCGAACAUCUUCUUCAUGAUCGACAACUUUGAGGAGGUGACGUUUCUCUCCCGACUUUAACCCUUUCUGAGCCACACGGCAGCCUGUGAAAUGAGCAGAGUUCGGCUAAAGUAAUAAUAUUACUUAUGUUACUUUCACACGCACGCUGUUUAGAGAUGAAUCCACUGGAACAAUAAUGAACCUGAGGAGUCGACAAGCAGCCAAACUGGAAACAUGCAGCCUCUCAGACCAGAGGAUGCAAAAAUAAAUAAAAAUAAAGCAGGUCUUUCCCGA